Messenger RNA from Colletotrichum graminicola M1.001, 1518 nucleotides. RefSeq names its product acyltransferase. NCBI's taxonomy places the organism in Eukaryota, Fungi, Ascomycota, Sordariomycetes, Glomerellales, Glomerellaceae. The transcript has a single exon. The coding region runs from base 1 to 1518 and encodes 505 amino acids. Gene Ontology annotation, molecular function: acyltransferase activity, transferring groups other than amino-acyl groups. Gene Ontology annotation, biological process: polysaccharide biosynthetic process. The record is from RefSeq and is a predicted model, not a curated record. Gene Ontology annotation, cellular component: membrane.
AUGUCUCCCAGAAAUGAUGGCAUUCUUGACAGUCAAGAUUGGGACAAAAUCAAGCCAAAUUGGUCUGCAAAAUCUCAAUGGCUGGCUCAAGGCGUCGACAGGAAGCUAACGACACCCACACGAAGCAAGCGGCUUUCACGCUUGAGCCUUGCCCGCCUGAAGUCCUUCAUCUGGCCCAUUGGAUAUGCAAAGCAACCGCAUGCUUUACGACCUACAGCUUAUCUUGACGGGCUACGAGGAUUCGCGGCUUUCCUGGUCUACUGGCACCAUCACGAACUCUGGGCACACGAGCCGCAUAUCCAGAAUUGCAUAUUCGAAAAUUCCUUUGGCUACGAAAACAAGUACUACUUUGUCGCCUUUCCUGGAAUACGAAAUCUAUUCACUGGUGGACAUUUCGCCGUGUCAACAUUUUUCGUCAUCUCUGGUUACGUCCUCUCUGCCAAACCGCUGGGCUUGAUUCAGUCCGGGGAUCAUGGCAAGUUGGCGGAAAACCUUGGCUCGGCCCUGUUCAGGAGAUGGAUCAGACUAUAUCUUCCUUUUAUGGCUACCACGUUCAUUUACAUGGGGCUCCUUCACCUAUCUGGUACUUGGGUUGACAAUAAAGAUCGUGCAUCGACUUGGAUAGAAGAUGUAUGGCUCUGGUAUUGCGAGCUGAAAAACUUCAGCUUUGUUUUCACUACUGGAGGGAGCCCUUUCUUCAGCUGGAACCCUCACCUUUGGUCAAUCCCAGUUGAAAUGAAAGGCUCAGUCAUCAUAUACACCGCACUUCUCGCAUUUUCUCGAUGUACCAGAAAUGCCCGGCUUUGGUGCGAGGCUGGACUCGCAUUCUACUUCAUGUACAUCGCGGACGGAUGGUACGGCGCCAUGUUCGUGAUGGGCAUGGUUCUUUGCGAUCUUGACUCUCUGGCGAAGAAGAACGACCUACCGAAUAUCUUCAAAAGAUUGGAGCCCGCCAGAACUUUCAUCUUCUAUCACUUGUUCCUCAUUUCAAUGUACCUGGGUGGCGUCCCGUCAUAUACCGGUGAUGUCAUGAGGAUGCGCGAAAACCGUGGAUGGUAUUACCUUUCCUUCCUCAAACCUCAAGCCGUCUUCGAUUACAAGUGGUUUUACCUUUUCUGGGCUGCGGUGCUACUCGUAGCCUCUAUUCCUCGUAUUUGGUGGCUGAGAAGGUUCUUCGAGACACGCUUCUGCCAGUAUCUUGGACGGAUCUCGUUUGCUCUUUAUUUGGUCCACGGACCUGUUUUGAAUACGCUGGGGGAUCGCCUCUAUACAAUUGCCGGCUACUACAAAGACUCGGAACAGCAAAACCUGGCACACUUGGUUGAGAAGUUUCCCUUGCCAAAGAUUGGCCCUCUUGGAUUGGAGCCAGCCUUUCUCCUCCCCCACCUGGUCAUCCUACCUUUUACUGUUUGGUUGGCAGAUCUCGUCACGAGAUAUAUCGAUGAACCUAGCGUCAGGUUUGCUCAGUGGAUGUACAGAAAGACACUCAAUACUUCGGCAACGCCAGCCUGGGUCUAA